AUGGCCAGUUCCGCGGCCAAUAGAAAGGCUGAGCUCGACAUGUUCCAGCACUCUAUUCUGCCAAAAGAGAAGGGCUCCUUCCGAUUGAUACACAUCAGACCUGAUCUGUCCGUCGACGGCCUCCCCGAUUGCUACUUACAGGAUGCGCUAGUUCAAGAAUCGAACUAUGUCUGUCUUUCCUACACCUGGGGUCAACCAGGGGACGAGUACCCCAUCAAGCUCAAUGGAGAACUAUUUCAUGUGCGCCGAAAUCUCCACAAUUUCCUCCAAGCGGCACGUCAGCGUCUCACAUUCUGUACGCUAUGGAUAGACGCGUUAUGCAUAAACCAAACCGAUGUCGAGGAAAGAAACCAUCAAGUUCAGCAGAUGGGUAACAUUUUUGCUGCCGCAAGAAUGGUAGUGUCGUGGCUAGGUAAUAGUCUCGAGACGCAAGAAUUCGUUCAGGCGGUAGGACAGGAGUUCGACCGCCAGGUAUGGAAGACGUGGGAGUGUUUCUAUCACCGCAAGCACGGUGAUAAAUCUUGGGGGAGCUACUCCCGGAUCUUGGAGCCGAACGGCAAGAGUCAAUUGGUCCAGACCCAUAAACUCAUGGAAGACAAUACACACAACUCCCACAUCCCGGACUCUUCACCCAUUGAGAAAUAUUACGGUCGCGUUGCGAACAAUCCUUACUGGAAAAGAGCCUGGGUUACACAAGAAAUACUGCUAUCAAGCACGCUGAUCGUGAUGGCUGGAGAGCAUGUCAUCGAUUUUGUGUCACUCGCGCACAUGUGUAUCCGUACAAGAGAUGAGAUGCCUGAGGACCCAUUGGAGGAAUAUGCGCGCUUUUUACUAGUGAACAAAAGCAACGACACAGAGAAUAGACCAAACCGCUCGUCUCUGUUCAACGUGGACAGGGGGAACACGCAAGGACUGCUUGCCCUCCUGAGGCACUUCUCAGGAAAAUGUUGCGCAAUUCGACGGGAUCGUAUCUACUCCCUCUUAGCACUUUGUAAAGGUGGCGAGAAGAUCAAGGUUGACUACGAUGAACCAGAUAUCAAGCUCAUCAUGCAAGUUCUAGAUGCCUGCAAAGAAGAACUACUGUGGCUCGCAUUGUAA
Molecule: messenger RNA, 1098 nt
Organism: Alternaria arbusti
Lineage: Eukaryota; Fungi; Ascomycota; Dothideomycetes; Pleosporales; Pleosporaceae
Exons: 2
Coding region: 1-1098 (365 amino acids)
Source: RefSeq, a predicted model, not a curated record